Salpingoeca rosetta is the source of this 399-nucleotide messenger RNA. RefSeq lists its product as uncharacterized. The annotation marks the transcript as partial. NCBI's taxonomy places the organism in Eukaryota, Choanoflagellata, Craspedida, Salpingoecidae. The transcript has a single exon. The record is from RefSeq and is a predicted model, not a curated record.
CAGCGAUGUGCCUGGCGCGUAGAUGACGUGUGUGCGCAUGAAUGGGCUUGCAUCUUCCUUGUGUGUGUAGCUGUGCGUUGGGAGAAGGGCGAUGUGCCAACGUGUGUUUGUGUGUGGGGGAAUGGCUGGCAGUUGCUUCGCUGCACACGUGGAUGUGGCACAGUAAAACAGAAAAUGUUGUCAGCUGUGUGUUGUGGGUGUGGCUGUGGUUGCCUUUGGAGGCAAGACGCAGCCCGCUGUGACAUGCGGGUCGAUGAAGUAUUGCGCGCGAGAGCAAGCAAAGCUUUGCAUGGAUUGCUGGUGUUGAGCCAAAAGUCUAUGAUGUUGAAGCAAGUUGCAAGCCGCUGGCGGAGUGACGGCAAGGCACAUGUAUGUGUGUAUAUCUGCUGUGAUCUCUGA